AUUUUUCGUAAUCCCAUUUCAACCAUGUCCACAGCCGCCGGAUCUACCGCUGACAAUGUCACCCAAGCUUCUGAAAAAAGCGAAUUCAAAAAGCUGAUCCAGGAGCUGAAAGCCAAAGUGAUUGAACUCAAAGGACAACUCAAGCCAUUGAAGCAAAAAUUAGAGGAUGGCGAGUUACAGACUUCGAAGGGUGUAUCAUUUUUGGAAGUCAAGUACCACUUGAUGAUCCAAUACGUAUUGCAAUUAGCGUUCUAUGUGAAUCUGAAGCUGUCCGGCAAACAAUUAGCACAACACCCCGUGGUGGAUUCACUAGUGGAAUUGCGAGUGAUCCUCGACAAAAUGAAGCCGAUCGAAGCCAAACUGAAAUACCAAGUUGACAAGCUUGUUCGUGCUGCUGUCAUGGGUACACAACAGGCGGCCGAUAAGCCAACAGAUUCCGUUUCCAGCACAACCGCCAUGGCCAACGAUCCACUUGCUUUCAAACCUAAUCUCGAGAAUCUGAUGAACAAGGAUGACGAAGAAGAAGGUGGAGAAAUGGAAGAGGAUAAUACUGGCGUCUACCGACCACCUAAGUUAGCACCCGUCACCUACGACGAAGCACGGGAUUCAAAGAAGAACAAACAAGAGAGAGAUCAACAACGUUUAAGAGAAAAGGCAUCACGAUCGCGAUUGAUGAAGGAUGUCAUGGCCGAGAUGAACGAAACGCCUGAAGAGAUUGAUGCAUUAGGCGGUGUGAAUGAAGGUCUCGGUUACGGCGAUCGGGUCGACAGUAUGAUUGCGGAGAAGGAUCGUUAUGAAGAAGACAAUUACGUACGUCUUGCCGUCACUCGCAAGGAGAAACAGCGAUUAAAGGCCAAGAACCGCAUGCGCUUCGAAAGUGAAUUUGAUAACUUGAACGAUUUCAGUAAUUUGGUGGAUAUCCAAUCGAUUGAAGAGCAAGAAAAUGAACGAUUCCGCAACGUACUCAAUCGCAAACACCAACGUGGCCAACGUGAUGAGGAUGAUGAGGUAAGCGUACAAAUGUGCAAUUUUUUUUUGAAAUCGAUUGGAUGUACAGAGGUAAGCUCAUCACGUAUUUUAAUAGGACGUCCCACGUUCAAAGCGAGCACGAGGAGGCAACGAUGAACUGUUCCACGGACUGUUGACAGGCGAAGAGAAGGAAGGAGGCAACAAGUUCAGACGUGAUAAGCGAAAGGCUAUGAAGAAGAACAAGAAAAGCAGACGAUAACAUGUAGCACUGGCAUUCAAUCAUACUUUCAUCAUUCAUUUCUCUUUGAAUACAUCCUAGAAAAGAAAAAGAAAAAAAGAAAAACAUUCAUUCCCUUUUCACGCAACCAAAGUUUACUUCCUUAUGUUGACAACAGAUUGCAGAGACGCUUACUCCAUUCCAUUGUUUCCUUGAGCUUAAUGAAUCAAUCUUCCAUAUCAU
This is a messenger RNA of Radiomyces spectabilis, 1429 nucleotides long. Its product is annotated as Sas10/Utp3/C1D family-domain-containing protein. Gene Ontology annotation, cellular component: small-subunit processome; nucleolus. The record is from RefSeq and is a predicted model, not a curated record. Lineage: Eukaryota; Fungi; Mucoromycota; Mucoromycetes; Mucorales; Radiomycetaceae. The transcript is spliced from 6 exons. Gene Ontology annotation, biological process: maturation of SSU-rRNA from tricistronic rRNA transcript (SSU-rRNA, 5.8S rRNA, LSU-rRNA). Bases 25 to 1125 code for a protein of 366 amino acids.